Tachyglossus aculeatus (Australian echidna) is the source of this 2591-nucleotide messenger RNA. It is a transcript of the gene NOA1, whose product is annotated as nitric oxide associated 1. NCBI's taxonomy places the organism in Eukaryota, Metazoa, Chordata, Mammalia, Monotremata, Tachyglossidae. Gene Ontology annotation, molecular function: GTP binding. The transcript has 7 exons. The coding region runs from base 1 to 2160 and encodes 719 amino acids. The record is from RefSeq and is a predicted model, not a curated record.
AUGCUCCCGCGCCGCCUGCUGCUCCUGCUGCCGCGGGGCCUGGGGCUCCCGGCUCCGCUCGGGGGGUCGCCCUGCCGGGCCCCGCCAAGCUGCCGCUGCCGCUGCCGCUGCCGCUGCCGCCGCCGCCUGGGCUCGGGCUCGGGCCCGGGGCCGGGCCUCCGUGCGGCCUCCGGGGAAGCCUUUCCGGAGGAGCCGUUCGUGUUUCCCGAGUACGAGCCGGAGCCCGAGCCGGAGCCCGAGUUGGAGGAGCGGCGGCGGCUGCAGGAGCGGGAGGAGGAGCGGGAGGCGCGGGAGGAGCGGCGGCGGCUGCUGCAGGAGGAGCGGCGGCGGCGGCGGCGGUGGGAGGCGGAGGCGGAGGCCCGGGGCCCGGGGGGUCCGGAGGGCCCGGGGGGUCCGCCCAGCGGCCUGCACUGCUCGGGCUGCGGCGCGGAGCUGCAGUGCGGGGACCCCGCGGGGCCCGGCUACGUGGCCGCCGCCAAGCUGGAGGGGUCGGAGCGGCCGGAGGCGGAGGGCGGUGGGGGCCCGGGGCGGGCCCCGGUGUGCGCCCCGGUGUGCGCCCCGGUGUGCGCCCCGGUGUGCGCCCCGGUGUGCCGGCGCUGCUGGCUGCUGGCCCAUCACCGGCGGGCGCUGCAGGUGCGGCUGCCCCCCGGCCAGCACCAGCGGCUGCUGGGCGCCGCGCUCCGCCGGCCCGGCCCGGCCCUGCUGCUCUACCUGGCCGAUCUGCUCGACCUGCCCGACGCCUUCCUGCCCGGCCUGCUGCCCGGCCUGCUGCCCGGCCUGCCCGCGCUGCUGGCCGCCCGCCGGCUGCUCGUGCUGGGCAACAAGGUGGACCUGCUGCCCCGGGACUCGCCCGGCUACCUGCGCCGCCUCCGGGACCGCCUGGGGGCCGAGUGCGCCCGGGCCGGGCUGGGGAGCGGGCCGGGGACGGGGCCGGGGAGCGGGCCGGGGAGCGGACCCGCGGCCGUGAUGCUCAUCAGCGCCAAGACGGGCUACGGGGUGGAGGAGCUCAUCUCGACGCUGCAACGAUCCUGGCGCUACCGGGGCGACGUCUACCUGGUCGGGGCCACCAACGCCGGCAAGUCCACUCUCUUCAACACCCUCCUGCAGUCCGACUAUUGCACCGCCAAGGGCGCCGAGGCCAUCGACCGGGCCACUAUCUCCCCCUGGCCAGGUACUACCUUAAACCUUCUGAAGUUCCCCAUUAGCAACCCCACUCCAUAUCGGAUGUUCAAAAGGCAUAAGAGACUCAAAGAAGAUGCGGCGAAAACUGAAGAAGACCUUAGUAAGCAGGAGCAAAAGCAUCUCAAUCACCUUAAGAAAUGGGGCUACUUAGUAGGAAGAGUUGGAAAAACGUUUCAUUAUUCACAAAAGCAAGUCCAAAACAAUGCUGAGGUCUUUGAAUUUGAUGCGGACAGCCUCGCCUUUAGCAUGGAGCCAGAAGUGGCUGAGCCCAAGCCCCCUGCAGACAGAGUGGAACUGACCCCUCAAGACGUGAAAGAUGCUCACUGGUUUUAUGACACGCCUGGGAUUAUGAAAGAGAACUGUGUCUUGAAUCUGCUGACAGAUAAGGAAGUAAAGCUUGUCUUGCCAAUGCACUCCAUUAUCCCAAGAACCUAUAUGCUUAAGCCUGGAAUGGUUCUGUUUUUGGGAGCUUUGGGUCGCAUAGAUUACCUGCAGGGAAGUAAGUCAGCUUGGUUUUCGGUAAUGGCUUCCAACUUGCUGCCGGUCCACAUAACUACGUUGGAGAAAGCAGAUGCUGUCUAUCAGAAGCACGCAGGCCAAGCAUUGCUACAGGUACCUAUGGGCGGGACAGAGCGCAUGACGGAGUUCCCGCCUCUCAUCUCUCAGGAUCUCACGCUGGAAGGGAACGUGCUUCAGGAAGCUGUGGCCGACAUUAAACUGUCCUCUGCUGGUUGGGUGGCCAUAACAGUUCAGGAGCUGGGGCCACUGCAGCUUCGUGGCUAUGUACCCAGGGGCUGUGCUGUGACGGUGCGCCAGCCUCCCCUGCUGCCCUACAUCGUCAACCUCAGAGGGGAGCGGAUCAAGAAGAGCGUCGCUUAUAAGACCAAGAAGCCUCCGGCCCUGGUGUGCAACCUGAAGUCACGUAGAAGCCAACCACAGAGAGACUCGAAACUCCUCCACGUGGAAGGGUUGAUCUAGCUGACCACCAGCACGGCCACGGGCACUGGCCCUGGAGUCCCCACCCGCACCGCAAAGCCAUGUCGUCAAUGGACUAUGGGGUGUCUGUUGGCCAUGCACUGAACGAGUCGGUGAUGCAGGGAGAUUAGCAGGCAUCUGCCUACUUAGGCUCUUCCCCAUACCAUUGCCCCCUCCUACUUUGCUCAAACACAGGGUCAGUGGCCUGGGGGGAAGUGGAGGGAUGUGGGUUUUCAGUAGUGGGAGUGAUAGGGCAAGAGCAGCCAUAAUGGCCAUUCAGAGGAGCUGCACCCCUUUCACAUUCCCCUUUCAGGGUUUUCCUCUAUUUGUUGGCCCCUCGGUGCCCUUCUCAACCUACGUUUGUGUAGAAUAUCAUGCGGAUGCCAUCUUUGCUUCAGCAGUCUGUGAGAUUAAAUGCCGUUUUUAAAAAUUGA